AUGUUCGCUGUUCCCGGCUGGUCAGUGUCUUCUGAGGCUCUCAAGCCCGAAAAGCCGGCGGCCGCAGCCGGUGGCGCUUCCGCGUCCAAGUCCAGGAAGCGGAAGAGGACGACAAAGGAGGAGCCGGUGACGGCUGCGAACGUCGCUGAUCUGUGGGAGACGGUCGUCGAGGGAAAGAAGAAGCCUAGCAAUGACAAACCUGCUGCCCAGGAGUCAAAACGCCAGAAGAAGGGAUCCGACGACAAGGCCGUAGGCAACGGCGAGAAGAAGACGGGCGAGGGCGAACCCAACAACAAAUCGAAAUCCGAGGGCGAGGAUGACAGCGCAGCAGUCGACUCCUCCAAGGCCAAGUCAAAGGCCAACAAAUCCAAAUUCAAUUCAGACGCAGUGACCAUAUCCGAGCCGGCGACAGUUCUCCCCCCGGCACCGCCCAAACUGACGCCUCUGCAAGCCUCGAUGCGAGAGAAGCUCAUCUCCGCGCGGUUCCGUCACCUGAACGAGACGCUCUACACGCGGCCCUCAGAGGAGGCCUUCAAGCUGUUCCAAGAAUCCCCCGAGAUGUUUGACGAGUACCACGAGGGCUUCCGGCGUCAAGUCAAGGUGUGGCCCGAGAACCCCGUCGACAGCUUCCUGCGCGACAUCCGCACGCGAGCAAAGAUAAGGACGCCCGGCAAGGGCCGGCCCAAUGCGCCGCAGCUUUCGCUCAGCGCCAGCUGUCUGCCCAGGACGGCCGGCGUCUGCACCAUUGCCGACUUGGGAUGCGGCGAUGCCCGACUGGCCGAGUCGCUCCAGGCGGACAAGACCAAGCUGCAUCUCGACAUCCGCAGCUUCGACCUCCAGAGCCCCAGCCCGCUCGUCACAAAGGCCGACAUUGCCGACAUCCCCAUGGCGGACGGCUCCGUCAACGUGGCCAUCUUCUGCCUGGCCCUCAUGGGCACCAACUGGCUCGACUUUGUCGACGAGGCCUACCGCCUGCUGCACUGGAAGGGCGAGCUCUGGGUCGCCGAGAUCAAGAGCCGCUUCGGCCCCGUCCGCAACAAGCACGCCCCCGUGACCCACAGCGUCGGCAACCGGCGCAAGCAGCAGCCCUCCAAGAAGGAGCUCCAGGCCAAGGAGGCCGAGGCCGCCGGCCGCUUCGACAAGGACCUCGCCGUCGAGGUGGACGGCCAGGACGACCAGCGCCGCGAGACGGACGUGUCGGCCUUUGUCGAGUCGCUGCGCAAGCGCGGCUUCGUGCUGCACGGCGACCGCAACGAGGCCGUCGACCUCUCCAACAGGAUGUUUGUCAAGAUGCGCUUCAUCAAGGGCGCUGCGCCUACAAAGGGGAAGAAUGUCCGGCCGGAUGAUGCUCAGCAGCCGAAGAAGAAGAAGAUGUUUGGCCGUCCCCAGGACGAAGAUGCGGAUGAGCUGGAUGACGAAACCGAAGGUGCCAUUCUCAAACCCUGUGUUUAUAAGAUUCGAUGA
Trichoderma citrinoviride is the source of this 1464-nucleotide messenger RNA. RefSeq lists its product as hypothetical. The record is from RefSeq and is a predicted model, not a curated record. NCBI's taxonomy places the organism in Eukaryota, Fungi, Ascomycota, Sordariomycetes, Hypocreales, Hypocreaceae. Gene Ontology annotation, molecular function: rRNA (adenine) methyltransferase activity. Gene Ontology annotation, biological process: rRNA methylation; ribosomal large subunit biogenesis. The transcript has 2 exons. Gene Ontology annotation, cellular component: nucleolus. Bases 1 to 1464 code for a protein of 487 amino acids.